This is a messenger RNA of Trachymyrmex septentrionalis, 913 nucleotides long. It is a transcript of the gene Nacalpha, whose product is annotated as nascent polypeptide-associated complex subunit alpha. Gene Ontology annotation, cellular component: cytoplasm; nascent polypeptide-associated complex. Gene Ontology annotation, biological process: protein targeting to membrane. NCBI's taxonomy places the organism in Eukaryota, Metazoa, Arthropoda, Insecta, Hymenoptera, Formicidae. The record is from RefSeq and is a predicted model, not a curated record. The transcript has 5 exons.
UCGGCCUUAAUUUAUAGGCUUCAAUUUCUACGUGAAAAUAGUGUCCGUCUUAUUCGUUCGUUCAUUCGAUCGGCGAAUUACCGUGCAAGAUCAGUAAACAUGCCAGAAUUAACGGAACUUGACAAGGCGGCGAGCUCGGAGCCGACAAAGGUGGAGUUGGUAGGUAUCGGUUCUGCAACUGAUUCUGACUCAGACGAUACUAUACCGGAAUUAGAAGAUGCUGGCACUCCGGGUACCGUCGGUUUUCCUGGUACAACAGUCACUGGACUUCCUAUUGAUAUGGUGUCCAAGGCCAAGCAAAGCCGUGGAGAAAAAAAAGCUAGGAAGCUCAUGAGCAAAUUAGGAUUGAAGCCGGUUCAAGGAGUCAAUAGAGUAACUAUUCGUAAAUCAAAGAAUAUUCUGUUCGUUAUAAACAAGCCAGAUGUUUUGAAGAAUCCAGCUUCAGAUACUUAUAUAGUAUUUGGUGAAGCCAAGGUAAUGAAGUAACUCUGAUUGUGUAAUAUAUAAUAAGUAGAUCACAUUUAUUGAAUUCCUUAUUUUAUGAUGAUUACUGAGGUUGUAGCUCCUAUACAAGAAGAAUCAGAAGAAGAGGUAGAUGAAACAGGCGUGGAAGAAAAAGAUGUUGAUCUGGUUAUGUGUCAAGCUAAUGUAUCACGAGGGAAAGCUAUUAAAGCUCUUAAGAAUAAUCAAAAUGACAUCGUCAAUGCUAUUAUGGAAUUGACAAUGUGAUAGAGCUGCUUAAAAGUAGGAUAUACGCUGACCGUUCCGAGAUUGUAAUUUCGUUAUACGUACCAUCAGAAAGUGUCAUUCUUUUUUUAUUUUAUCGGAUUGAAAGAAAAAGCCACAAUAUAUUGUGAGAAAAUUGGCUAUAUUAAUCUUCCGUAAUUAUCUUAAAAAAUUGAAUUCGAAUGUA